AUGCCAGCUCGUAGUGUAAGGAGAAGAGUAUCGGCAGAGCCAAUAUUAUUUCGGACCCACGCCACCUACCAAAACCUGCGGCCACAAUUCAAAGAGACACAACUUAAUGCAAUUGAGUACUCUUCAGAGACCGCUCUUAGAGGUUUCAGUCAAGGCUUCCUCCUACAGUUUGCAGUGAAGAUUAUCCCGUCCCUACCCCGACUCCUGGGGAAACCUUCGAAGUUUUAUGACUUGCUGACCAACCCACACAACCUCCAGGCUGGCAUUUUCCUGGCUUGGUUUAUGUCUGUGUUUAAGGGGACAUGCUGCUUGGGACGCUGGUGGAGUGGAAAGGAUGAGGCAGCACACGGGGCAGUGGCAGGGGUGCUGUCUGCUCUCUCUAUGUAUUUCUACUCUGCCCCAUCACUAGCUCUGUACAUUAUGUGGAAGACCAUUGAGAGCAUAUACGAAAAAGGCUGUGAUGAUGGUUAUCUUCCUCGUAUCCCUGGCUCUGUGGAGUUUCUGUAUGCCGUGUGCACAGGGUACCUCUUCCACAGUGCUGUGUGGGAGAGCUUUAACAUGAAGCCUUCCUACUGGCGGUUUCUGGAUAGGCUGACAUGGAGCAGAAUGAGUGAAUACAACCGCCACCUCCUCACACCCUAUGGGCUGGAGAGCAGCAAAGAUUUUGCGAACUAUUGGCCGAAGUACCAUCUCGAUCACGUCACAGACAGUUUUAAGCAAGAGUUUCAAGAGGUAAUAGCAAGAGGAAGGUAUUAGCCAGGGACCUUGGAGAAAUUUCUCUCCCUUCUCACCACAGAUGGUGCUAUCCUGUUAUCUUGUUAAAAGAGUUUGAUCAAUUGCAUGUAUAUAUGUACAAGACAAUAAUAUGAGAGAU
Molecule: messenger RNA, 874 nt
Organism: Penaeus vannamei (Pacific white shrimp)
Lineage: Eukaryota; Metazoa; Arthropoda; Malacostraca; Decapoda; Penaeidae
Source: RefSeq, a predicted model, not a curated record